Molecule: messenger RNA, 2455 nt
Organism: Pleuronectes platessa (European plaice)
Lineage: Eukaryota; Metazoa; Chordata; Actinopteri; Pleuronectiformes; Pleuronectidae
Product: globoside alpha-1,3-N-acetylgalactosaminyltransferase 1
Exons: 4
Coding region: 377-1432 (351 amino acids)
Biological process (GO): carbohydrate metabolic process
Cellular component (GO): Golgi apparatus; vesicle; membrane
Molecular function (GO): hexosyltransferase activity
Source: RefSeq, a predicted model, not a curated record
GUAAAAGAGUAAACCAGCGUUAACUGUAAGGAGAAUUAGUUUGAAGAAAUUUGAGUCAUACAUCCUACAUGCACAGCGAAGAGGAAAGAAUGCUCGGCCACCUCUCCACUAACUGCAUGUACAAUAAACUUCAUCGGUUGUCUUUCCUUGUCCAUUUCUUAUCCUCCACUUCUCAACUCCUCCCAUUCACUCAAAUUCCCCAAACAUCUGGUCUUUUUGGUUUUGCUCCAAAACUGAAUACAGCAGAAAAGCCUGAGGGGGAGAGAGCGCAGGGAGGGAGAGGAGAGGGGGGGCAAGACGGAAGGUAUGUGAAGAAAAGAGAGGAAAAUAUUGUAAAAGCAACACGAAGAAAGAGAAAGAGGGGCAAGGUCAAAGUAUGGCGUUGUUUCCCUUCUGCAAGACGCCCACAGGACCGGUCAGAGUGACCAGAAUACAACUGGUCCUGUACUGUUUUCUCCUGUCUCUUAUCAUAUAUUUUCUCCAUGGACGUAAGGCAGCUGCCGGUGUGAAGCCGUCUCAUCCCAUCUUUAAUGCCAUGGGAUUGGACAGAGGAAGCGUUAUAACAGACAUGAUGGUCGUCAAAGCAGCGGUGCCACAAACUCCUGUGGAGACACCAUGGGGCGCUCCUUUAGUGUGGGGGGACACCCGCAACUCCGCCUGGCGCAGAGCUAAAUUGGCCCAAGGUGGAAUCCGCACAGGUCUGCUGGUACUGAUGGUGGGAACGUACAGCCACUUCAUGCCACGUUUCCUCUCCUCAGCUGAAACCCACUUCCUCCCUGGUCAGAUGGUCACCUACUACAUCCUCACAGACAGACCCCAUUCUCUGGACCCCCCUGUCAAGUUGGGGCCUGAACGACAGCUGAAGGUGUUACCCAUCGCAGAGCUGCCCGGGUGGGAAAGGCUGGCCUAUCGUCGCAUGGCCCUGGUCUCCGACGCCAUCAGAGACGAAAUCGGCAGCGAGGUUGAAUACAUCUUCUGCGCUGACAUUGACCAGGAGUUUGUGGCCCCCGUGGGGGAGGAGAUCCUCGGAGACCUGGUGGCCACAUUGCACCCAGAGCUCUAUGGGAUGCCUCGAAAUGCAUUUCCUUACGAGAUCGAAGAGGACUCGUCUGCUUGUGUGGAUGAGGACGAAGGGGACUACUACUACACCUCGGAACUGUACGGUGGGUCGGUGUCUGAGAUGUACAGAAUGUCCCGCGCCUGUUCCAUGCUCAUUUUCCAAGACCAGGCAAAUGGGGUGGUGGCGAGGGGCCUCGAGGAGAGCUACCUGAACCGCUACCUGAUCGACCACAGGCCGACCAGUGUGCUGUCUCCAGAGUACAGCUGGUGGGACUCGGCCCUGGCUGCUGACGUGCCUGUACAGAGGCUGGUCUCUUUGGGAAGACAAUGUGAGUCUUAUGAUAAACAGACGAGAGAGGAGAGGAGAUGCUGAGUAAUCGGUGGGUUGCGCUGGCUCAAUCCACCAAAGUAUCUCGCAUAUAUAUGAACAACCUAUGUUUUACAUUUCAUUUGGAUAAGGCUCCUGGUAAGACAAGCAAGCAGUUAUAAAAGAAAACACAUAUUCCAAUUAAAUGUUCUGUUCUUUAAAUGCAGUCUGCAAACAGACAGAUGCAAACUGUAAAACAUUCUCUCAAUUAAAGGCCCAUUUGUGUGAACAGCACCUCUGUGUGGCUGCUCUAUCUCCCACUGCAGACAAAACAACAAAUUGACCUGUCUCUUUAAACCAAGCACUGUCCUCUCCAUUAAUGUCAGCCCAGGAGAUACUGCUCCGGCAGCUUUGUGGUCAGCAGCGAUAAGAGUCAACAGUGUGAGUGCACACUUUCCCCACAGUGGCCAAUCAUUAACUGGAUGGGCUGCUGUUUCAAGGUCUUUAAAUGCCAGGUGGGGACAGAAUGGAUACAACAAGAUGCUGCUGCUGUCGGGUUACAUGAGCAGAAGCUGCCAUGUUAGAAGAUCAGCAGACGGAGGAAUCUGGUUCAGGAUGUGCUGAAGUAAUUUCCCAUGGAAAAUUAUUGUUUCCCCCCAUUAUGAAUUGGAGUAAAAUAAGUAAAACUCAUAUGUCCUGAUUUCAGUGGUUGUUAUGUUGUCAGCCGUCUUCUUCCUCUCCCACACACACACACACACACACACACACAAACCCGCUCCCACGUUCACACUGCUUUCUCUUCCUUGUGUGCUGUUUUUUUAAUGGGAGGGUUAAGCAGCAGCAGAUGGCUUUUUCUCACUGCCAGAGAGAAUCUGUCCUCAGGGCCAGAUCGCCACGUUGAGUGAAGUUGGAGGUGAACUUCAGAAAAUCCUCAGAAGUCAAUUUUCCUUCUUUUCUUUUCUUUUUUCACUGAAACCUAAAUGAUCAUUGGUUUGCUACAUACUUGUGUUUCAAUUUACCAAUUCAUCUGAUUUCUAUUCAAAUGUAAACUAUAUUUGCCUAAAGAAUAAAAAGGUCCAUGAUAUAACA